AUGGACUGUCCAAUUGAAGAUAUCGAUAAAAAAGAUCCAACUGUUGAACAGAAUACCGAUGUGAAUUUCGUUUAUAAUGAUACUGAUGAAUACAGUGUAGAAAUUGCUGGUAAAAAAAUACUCAAUUAUUUACUUGUUAUAGAAUUAUAUAGUUAUUCUGAAGAGCCAGAAUUUCAUAAAAAUCGUGAAUGUUUUGAAAAAGAAUUUCAUAAAUUUGUACCAGUAAAAUGGUUUGAAGCUAGUACUGUUGAACGUCAUUCACAUAUUCAACGUUUAUUAAAUAAUUUAGAAUGUGGUAAUGUCAACAUACGUCAAACAGCUACACGAUCAUUAUUAUAUUUAUUACAAGGAAAUUUUGGUGAUUGUGACUUGGAAGAAGAUCAAAUUACAUGGGCUAGACAUAAUGUUUAUUUAUGCAUUGAAUGUGGUCUAUUCCAAUCGAUUAUUGAAUUGUUAUUAUAUGAAAUUAAUUAUGAUUCAUGGGCUGUCAAUGAUCUACCAUCCAAUACUACUUACAAUGGAUCAAUAAAACCAAAUCAAUCUUCAACUAGUAAUAGCCCAAAUAUAAAUGAUACAAAUCCAGCGAAUUCAGUGACAUCAUCAACACGUCCAUUACAGGCAAUGAUUACAAUGUCGGAUAGUACAAAUCUACGUAUAUUAUUAUCAAUUCUGUAUAUUAUGGUUGAAACUGUUCGUGAUGGUUUGUUGACAGAUUAUGCACAACAAACUAAUUCACUUGAUGGUAAACAUGCAUCAACGGCAAUCAAUAAUCAAACUAUUAAUCAUGAUUCAAUGAUGAAAUUAAGAGAACAAUUUGUUGAAGAUUUAGCUAUGCCAAUUGGAAGAAAUGGUGAUCUUACAUUAACUGUUGUACUAUUCGGUAUGAUUCAUCGUUUUUGCAGUGGUUUAGAUCCACAUUUUCCAAUGAAAAAAGUUCUUUUAUUACUUUGGAAAGUUUUGUUAAUAACCCUGGGUCCUUUAAGCAGUUUAUUGGUACGUAAAAAUCAAGCACGUGCUCGUUAUGGUCUACCACCAGUUUUGGAGGAUUCAACGCAUGUGAUUCAAAAAGUUCGUGCAAGUAGUCCACCUGUAAUGUGUAUUACAGAUCAAGUACUUUCUAGAAUGCAACGUAAUAGUAGUGGUAACAAUAAUAAUAAUAACAAUCGACAUCCGAUCUUAAAUCAAUCGAAUCAAUCUCCUCGACAAGGUAGUUUAGCUGGUGGUCGUUUAGCGUUUGAACAACAACAGCAUCAACAACAUCAACAACAACAAUCUGUUGUCACUUCAAUGACUUUUACAUUUUCAGCUGAUUCAUCUAAACUUCCUGUGAUUGAGAAUCAAUCUCAAUCAACUACAACAUUUUCAACAACAACAGCAACAGCCACAGGUUUUGAUACACCUCGACCAAGUUCACCUGUAUCAUCCGAUACUACUAAUACUAAUGUUGAUGGUAUAAUUAAUCGUGAUCUUACUAAUAAUACUACUACUAUUACCAAUGAACUAUUGACUUCAUCUCAUUUAUUAAAUCAAACACCCUUUAAUCAUCAUCAUCAAGUUAUCUUACCGGGUUUAUCAAAUUUAUACAUGGAUGAGAAGAGUUUACCAUGGAAACCGAAAGUGAAAAAGAAAGAUUUAGAGGCAUUUUUAACAAAUGUUCGCUUAAAAUUUAUUGGUUUUCAUGUACCAAAUGAUAUAGUCUCAUUGGCUGGUUUACCGGAACCAAUUCAUGAAGCUGUACGUGUAAUGCGUGAACAUCUUUAUAUUUCAUUAGGUGAAAUGCAAAUUGAACGUGAAAAUCAAAUCGCACAAAAUCCUUUAUCUAUGUCAGGUGAAUCAAUACCGGAUACACCAGUUGAACGACUUUAUCGUGCAUUAUAUCCUCUACUGCCACAAUAUAUGAUUGCUUUAUUGAAAGUUCUAUUAGCUGCUGGGCCUACUUCACGUACGAAAACUGAAUCGAUCAAUAUUUUAGCGGAAAUGACACCGGAAGUAAUGCCUACUGAUGGAACUGAAGAAAUUAUUCUUGACAGUGAUAGUAAACGUCAUCGUGAAAUUAUUGUCAAAUCUAUAUCAGCUUCAUUAUUACUAUUAUUGAAACAUUUCAAAUUGAAUCAUAUUUAUCAAUUUGAAUAUGUUUCACAAUAUUUAGUAUUUGCAAAUUGUAUACCAUUAAUAUUGAAAUUUUUCAAUCAAGAAAUUACUUGUUAUAUUACAUCGAAAAAUACACUUUCAUGUUUAGAAUUUCCAGCUCGUUUAAUUGGAGAACAAGAAGCGCUAUCGAUCGAUAUGGUUUAUGGGGAUUGGGUUUCCUGUUGUUGGCGUAAUAUGUUUUCAUGUAUUAAUCUGUUAAGAAUAUUAAAUAUGUUAACUAAAUGGAAACAUUCAAGAAUUAUGCUUCUUGUUGUAUUUAAAUCUGCACCAAUAUUAAAACGUGCACUGCGUGUACGACAUGCAAUGCUUCAGUUGUAUGUAUUGAAAUUAUUAAAAUUACAAAGUCGUUAUUUUGGUCGUCAAUGGCGUAAAAAUAAUAUGUCAAUUAUGUCAGCUAUUUAUCAAAAAGUUCGUCAUCGUUUGACAGAUGAUUGGGCUUAUGGUAAUGAUGUUGAUGCUCUACCAUGGCAAUUUCAAGUAGAAGAAUGUUCAUUACGUACUAAUGUUGAUCAAUUCAAUCAACGUCGUUAUUCGGAUAAUUGGAUUGAUCCAAAUUAUAAACCAGUAGAUAAUUGUUUAACUAGUGUCCUAUUGAAUCAAUCCAACAUGGAAUUAUCAAAUGAAUUUAAAGAGAAUUAUGAAAAAUGGCUGGAAGAAGAAGUAUUCUCUGUACCAAUUAAUUGGUCACAUGUAUUAUCAGCGCAUUGAAAUGUGCGCGCGCGUGAAUAAGCUGCUGCUUUUUUUGUUCUGUUCAAAUUUCAAUGAAUUCCCGCACUUUUUCUUUGAUGACACCAACAGCUUUGCUUUUUUUCACGAUUAUUAUUUAUUUUCUUGUUUUAUUUUUAAUGAAUGAAUGGAUGGAUAUGUGUGUAGACCGGUUUAUGUUUGCAGUGUACUACUACUAUUAAUACUACUACUAACACUACUACUAAUAUACACUUACUAGACGACGUAGAAAAUAAAACUACAUUAUUUUUAGUGCAAUGUAAUUAUGAAUUCUUGUAAUUAUUUGCUUGCAUUAUAUAAAAAAUUUAUAUUUUAUUUUUCAACACCUUUUAUCAACAACUGUACGACUUUACAAAAAAAGACAAUGUCUUUUGAAUUCUAUAUAUUAUAUUAUAUAUAUAAAUUUCUGUUUGCUCAUUUUGAUUUGAAUUGUAUAAGACAACUGUUAACGUAUUGCACGUA
Schistosoma turkestanicum is the source of this 3339-nucleotide messenger RNA. The record is from the annotation of a GenBank genome assembly. NCBI's taxonomy places the organism in Eukaryota, Metazoa, Platyhelminthes, Trematoda, Strigeidida, Schistosomatidae.